AUGGCAGCAAAACUUGGCAGCUCUCUUCCUGUCCCUAGCGUUCAGGAGCUAGCAAGGGGUCGGUUACUUACCCAAGUCCCUCUAAAAUAUGUGCGUUCCGAUCUCGAGCCGCCACUCCUGUCCGCCUCUGUUACACUUCAAGUUCCGGUGAUAGAUUUGCAAAAGUUGCUAGUUGAAGAAACCAUGGAUUUGGAAUUGAACAAGUUUGAUAAAGCUUGUAAAGAGUGGGGAUUCUUUCAGGUAAUAAACCAUGGAGUGGAGCAAUCUUUGGUGGAGAAAAUGAAGAAUGAGCUGAAGGAACUCUUCAAUUUGACAAUGGAGGAGAAGCAGAAGCUAUGGCAAGAACCAGGACAAAUGGAGGGAUUUGGACAACACUUUGUUGUUUCUGAAGAUCAGAAGUUAGAUUGGGCAGACCUUUUCUACUUAACAACACUUCCAAUCCACAUGAGAAAACCCCAUGUCUUCUCUGCACUUCCCACAUCUUUCAGAGAAACUGUGGAAGCUUACUCGGCAGAACUGCGAGUCCUGGCAAUGAAAAUUCUUGAGCAAAUGGCGAAAGCUCUUUCGAUCAAGUUCGAAGAAGUAGACGAGAAUUACGGAGAAGGAUGGCAAUCAAUGAGAAUGAACUAUUAUCCUCCAUGUCCAACGCCAGACCAUGUUAUCGGUCUGAACCCUCAUUCUGAUGCAGGUGGUCUCACUAUUCUUCUCCAAGUUAAUGAAAUUGAAGGCCUCCAAAUCAGAAAAGAUGGCAAUUGGAUCCCUGUCAAACCACUUCCUGAAGCUUUUGUCAUUAACAUUGGUGAUAGCUUGGAGAUUAUGACGAAUGGAAUAUAUCCAAGCAUUGAGCACAGAGCAACAGUCAAUUCCACAAAAGAAAGACUGUCAAUUGCUACAUUUUACAGUCCAAGAUUAGAUGGAGAAAUAGGACCAGCACCGAGUCUUAUAACUUCUGAAGCUCGAGCAAGGUUUAAAACAAUGAUAGCUGAAUAUUUCUACAAGGGCUACUUUGCACGCCAACUCCGCGGAAAAUCAUACCUCGAUGUCAUAAGAAUCGACGAGGAUGAAGAACAAAAGGAAUCGAGUUAGAAUGAAUCAAACUGUAGUUGCGUAAUCAAGAAUGCAAAAAUAA
Messenger RNA from Mercurialis annua (annual mercury), 1129 nucleotides. RefSeq names its product protein SRG1-like. The transcript has 4 exons. Bases 1 to 1086 code for a protein of 361 amino acids. Lineage: Eukaryota; Viridiplantae; Streptophyta; Magnoliopsida; Malpighiales; Euphorbiaceae. The record is from RefSeq and is a predicted model, not a curated record.